UGAUAGGGCGAGGCUUCAGCAAAAUUUCGACGUUAGAACGGAGAGACGUGAGAACGGAGGCCGAAUGCUUGGAAGGAUUUGGCUGGAUGAAUAACUCGCUGAAUCCAAGUCAGAGUCCGUGCUUGGUUGCUAGCUAUCUCGGAAGUCCGUGCAGUCCUGGGGAUUAUGACGUACCUAAAAUAAAGCCAGGUGGUUAUUACCUAACGGUGGACGCAGAAGUAGCACAGAAAUGUCGGUGCUCUUGGGCUGAAUAUAACGCACUUCAAGCAUGUGCUAUUUGUCAAAAUGGUACAGCAAGAACAUGGGAUAGCUACUCAUUGAAUUGUACAGACUUUAUAUCCGAUACAUAUUAUCCGUUAGAAGUUGCGAUACCGCCAGAGACUGCAAUUCCUGUUUGGGUGACGACAUAUCCGGCAUCAUGGUCUGGUGGAAUAUUCAAUGCAACAGAAGCUCACGGUCUUAAGAACGAAGGUCACGGCGAUAUAACACAAGAAAAUCGGAACUCUCAAUCACACGAUACAAAAAAGUCAAAUACAGGAGCAACAGUCGGUGCCGUUGUCGGUGGUGUAGCACUCUGUCUCAUUGUUGUGGGGAUGUGGUACUUCUUUGUGCGAAGGAAGAGGCUACGAAGCGCCAAAGGAAUAUGGGUUGCACACACGGAACAGUUAGACCCGAUUCUCGAGGUUGAUACGACUAUCACUCCGUUUCCUGCUCCUACCUCUGAAUUACCUCCUAGAGGAGCACGAUCAAUUACAGGGAAGCAUCGUCGAAACGUGGAGGAAGCGGGGUCAUCGACUCAUGGAUUGAUGCUUUCAAACAUUGAAAUGUCUUCUGCACAUAGCUCCGAUAUUAGUGGCUUUACGGAGGAUUCGUCGCAGGCAACUCAGACUACCCACCAAGACCUACCACCACCUACGUACACGUCCGUGGUUUCGCCAAGAUAUAAGUAAUAGGUUUUCCCCGUUCCUGAGUUGUUCUGGCAGUAUUUUUUGGAAUAUGUUUAUAUUUCCAGGG
Fomitiporia mediterranea MF3/22 is the source of this 1014-nucleotide messenger RNA. RefSeq lists its product as uncharacterized. The record is from RefSeq and is a predicted model, not a curated record. The transcript is spliced from 7 exons. Lineage: Eukaryota; Fungi; Basidiomycota; Agaricomycetes; Hymenochaetales; Hymenochaetaceae. The coding region runs from base 87 to 950 and encodes 287 amino acids.